Molecule: messenger RNA, 1678 nt
Organism: Drosophila ficusphila
Lineage: Eukaryota; Metazoa; Arthropoda; Insecta; Diptera; Drosophilidae
Product: rho GTPase-activating protein gacU
Exons: 4
Coding region: 606-1331 (241 amino acids)
Source: RefSeq, a predicted model, not a curated record
UUCCUCAUUAACGAGCGACUACUGUGGCAAACGAGAACCGUCGAAAUGUUAUGACAUGCAAAAUCCGGCAAGAAAGUCAGCAAAAACAACAAACACUUACACUCGAAAAGGUUUGCGCAUCGCGCAGUCAACGCCGGCAGAGCCAGCGACAGCGAAGCUGCGCCUCAGCCCGGGUGGGCAGAGCUCAGGCGAGCAGAGAUCUUACCUGUGAGGCCAACUUGGGCGCUAAGCUCGCUUCAGUUCGAUUCUUGAGGCCGUUUAGAUCGGUUCUGUUUGGCGACACGCGCACCAAAGAAUUCUUCGCAUUGAGAAGAAGAAGAAGAAAGGAGAAUUCCGCCACUGAGAUACGAGAAGAAUUGCGAAAAGAAUCGAGACGGUUUCCCCAAACAGCAGCCCAAUCAGCUGAGUGUUUCGCGAGCCGCAUUUAAAUAAAUUAUACACAUAUUAAGACCCUAAUUAAAGAGACUGACAAUCGGAGCGAGACUCUGCCUAAAAAUAAUCCACAUUGUGAUACUAAUUAACUUAAAUUGUGUGUGUGAUAAAUUACUGUAAUAACCAAACAAAUCCUGAGAACAAAACAAACAGAAAAUUACAAAUUAACAAAUAUGCAGGACUAUUGGCACAUUCCCCGCGCCUCGCUGGCCUCCUCCUCGAGCUCGGCCAUCAGUUCGGCCAGCUCCUCAAAGUCCUCAAACAAGUCGCACUCGAAUCCGCCCACCCUCAACCAGCGCAGUUCCCCAAGCAACAGUAGCAAUGUUAAUAAUGUUAACAACAACAGCAACAACAAUAAUACAAGUGCUGCUGUGACAGCGGCGGCAGCGGCAGCGGUACUAGCAGCUGCCAAGCGGGGAUCGAGGAGUUCCCAGGGCUCCAGCGACAGCAACAACAGCACACGGAGCGCUGCUUCCGGCUCACUGCUGCUGACGGCAGCGAAUCUGGAACGCUUCGCGGAGAUCCACAAGAAGCAGGAGCGGCACAACAAGAUGCUGAUGCCCGGCCAUCCAUCUUCGUCCAACUACAAUGCCAACCUAACGCUCGCCACUGGCCAGGAUGCGGUGAUCACCAUCGAUGGCCAGCAGCCAUCGGAAGUGGAUCCCAACUUGCAGUAUGUGAAAACCAAAGACCUGGACACCGUAUCCAUUGCCAGCUCGAUGCACUUUACGAUGGUCAACGGCGAGGGUGGUCCGCCCAAGAAGCCCAAGCGCGGUCUCUGCGAUCGAGGACGCCAGGUCACCGUGUUGAUUGUGAGCAUGAGUACCAUCUUCAUGCUCCUCAUCAUGGGCAUGGUCUAUGCGCUGGAGAUGCGCGCCCGCGACAUGCCCAAGAGCUAGGAUUCAAUCACAUUGCCUAGCCCAUUAGCUUAUUAUUUAUUGUAUCGUCUUUGUCCCCCAUUAUUAUUAUUAUUAUUAUUUUUAUUGUUAUCGUGUCGUCUUGGCGCUAGUUGAGUAAGCUAUUUAUUAAACGAUUGUUUGAAUGGAGAGUCGAGUCAGUCGAAGCUGGGAAAUUUCAUUAGUAUUAAGCUCGCUAUGCUACGGAGACAGAGAAACAUACAAUGAACUAGAUCUGGAGCGGAUCGCAUAAUCGCCGCCUGGUAUCGGAUAAUGCUGUACUUUCUGGUUAGCAAUUAAGUUAUUUAUCCCUGUGAUAUGUUUAAUAAAGUGAAUUUUAUAAUUGUAAA